Mucor velutinosus is the source of this 3948-nucleotide messenger RNA. It is a transcript of the gene CBP4, whose product is annotated as assembly factor cbp4. The coding region runs from base 1 to 3948 and encodes 1315 amino acids. The transcript is spliced from 4 exons. The record is from RefSeq and is a predicted model, not a curated record. Lineage: Eukaryota; Fungi; Mucoromycota; Mucoromycetes; Mucorales; Mucoraceae.
AUGGACAACUCAAGUUAUGAAAUGGAAUAUGAUUUUUUCAAUCAAUUUCCUGACGAAACCGUUGAAGAAGUCCUUCCCGCUGCAUUUGACCGCACCACCAAUACAUUCAGAAUCAAAAGAUUAAAUAUUGGAUGGGCUUUGAAAAAAAACCACAGCAAAGCUUACAACAAGUACAAACCAGUUGAAAAACUCGCUGAAGGUGAGAGCCGUUACGACAUAAAAAUCCAUAAAAAGUGUGCUGGUGCUUUGCGAUGCCUCAAUCUGCAAUGCAAAAGACCUGAAUGGGUCAAGGAUCAAAGACCUCCUGUUGACUGGAAAGACGAGCUUGGCUGCCUCAAAAAGUUUCAAUGCCCAUACUGUGAGGCGCCAUUGAAGCGGAUCGACUGUGGUGUUGGUGCAACUUUCACCUUCCGUGUAACUGAUAUUCGCAGAGAAGACAGAGAUAGGCCAAACAUCACUGCUGCUGCUGCCAUUGCUGGCAUCGAUCCAUCUACUGGCGCCAUCACGAAAAGCGUCAGAGAAAUCAACAGUGUAAUGGCAAAUCAUGGACGCACCAAGUAUGAGAUCCGGAAGUCGAAGAUCCAACAAGAUCUAUACUCUACCAAGGAAGAUGUGGUAGCUGCCUUUGAAGAUCUUGAUGAGAAGUAUCCAGGCUUCAUGGAUUCAGCACAGAUUGUCCCUAGCAAGUUUUUUGUGAGCUUCUGUUCACCUGAAAUGCUUCAGCGUAAUCUCCCUUUCGCAGAUCAACCGAUCAUAACAGAUGUCACUUUCAAGGCUGUCCCAAAGGGCUAUUAUCUAUGCUCAAGUGUCAUCUAUAUCGAGCAACUCCGGAAGCAUGUCGUCUUUUAUCAAGCAAUAAUCAAAAGCAACACUACACAUGUUUUCAAAGAAUACUUUGUUGCUUUGUUUAGAAAAUUUGAUGUCAAACUGGAGAAGUUUUUGGGAGUCAUUAUGGACUUUUCAGCUGCCCAACGCGAAGGUUUCAUACUAGCCCUCAGGGAUAACUUUGGUGUCAAGCAGCACAAUGCAUUACUUUUUUUAAAAGGGUGCUAUAUGCAUUGGAUGCAAUCAGUCAAGCGCAUGUCCAACAACCACCAAGUUGUCAAGCCAGAUGAGAUUGAUACCUUCUUGAAGCUAGUCCAUCGGUUCCGUACCACAAGAAACAGUAUCGAAUUCUUUCGAACUGGUAAGGAGCUUUUGACCUUGUUUCCCAACUGUAAAAAGUGGUUGCAGUGGUGGCUCCAACCUGGUGUCUCAAGUAUGGUAUUCAGAUGCAAGUCUUUGAUGAAGAACGACUUGAGGCAACACAAGAGCCGCACAUCCAAUGCAAUUGAGGCGUUCCAUAGUGCCUUAUACAAGUUGAUGCCAGAAAAAAGACAACCCGUUUCGACAAGCUUAAGACUUUUGUUGCAGGUCGCCAAGCGUGAUGGAAUGAUGUUGAUGGAUUUUUAUGACAAUAAUAUCCGACCACAUUACGGAAACAAACCCAAGAAGUCAACAAAAAAGUAUGCAACUCUGUAUGAAAUUAAUGACGGCCGUGCGCCAGAUAACAACACUGCACUCUUUGGCACCAAGAAGAGAAAACAAGAAGUGGUGCUCAUUAGCGAUGCUGAGGAGGAUGGCAAACGCAAGGCCAAGAAAGCAAAAACCCGUGAUGUUAGUUUGGAUGCUGCCAUAAUUGAGCAUCUGGAUGAAACUGAUGAAAUGGAGAGGAACUGUCCCAAGAUGGAUGAUUUCCCAGAUGAUGAUAUCAGCGAUGAGAAACUGUUCCUUGAAUUACUCUCAGACGACGAAUACAAAAGCGAUAAAGCAGAAAAUGUAUUUGAUAGAACUGAGGACCUAGAUGAAGACAUUAAGAAUAUGUUUGAUGACCUUGGAAUUCCUGUUGAAGAUGUUGUCGGCUCAGAUGAAGAAUCGAAAUCGUCCGUUAUUGAUCUUGUAUCAUCUUCCUCUUCCUCUUCCUCUUCCUCUUCCUCUUCCUCUUCCUCUUCCUCUUCCUCUUCCUCUUCCUCUUCCUCUUCCUCUUCCUCUUCUUUUUCUUCUUCUUUUUUUCCUUCCUCUUCUUCUUCAUCAUCAUUAAUGAAGACCAAAUGCAAGCCCACAUCAGUUUUACAACACAAGUCUGAGCCUACCUCAUCCAAGAUGAGAGCACUAUCCGAUUCUGAUUUUUCGUUGCCUUUGCCUCCUUCGAACUCACCCUUUCCUGCAAGUGAUGGCACACGUAUUGAUCUUACGAUUCAAGGCAUUCAAAAAUCCAUAUCUGAUAAAGUAAUUGAUCUUUGCUCUCCCCCAAUGCCCCAUGAGACUUCGACAUUAGUAGCAGUCGAACCCGAUACAAGCGAUGCGACCAGGAUGACAAGUGAGGCUCCACUUAAAAAUGAUUUACCUGCCACUGCCGGCUUCUUGGUACCACAAAAAAGGGCAUCUCUUCUUCAAAAAUAUCAAUGGCUCGUAAAGGAUUACGAAAAUAACGAUCCAGGCAAAUACUCGACUUUACCUGUUCCUACGUACAUUUUCCCCAACCAAAGUAGUUCUUGUUUUAUCGAUGCAUCUUUUGAGCUCCUGCUCAAUGCCGUUCUUCCGUUUGUGGAUAUGUCUUUCGCUGAUCAAAGCAAUGUGUAUGAUAGUCUUCUUGUCAAUGCUUAUGAGUCUUAUUCCCAGCAGUCUCGUUUUGGUAUUCGUGCAGCUACCCUUACAGUAAGACAGUUUGUUUGGAAUAUGACAGAAUACAAGAUUGUCUCUGGUGCUCCCCGAAUGGUCAAGACAUUUCCAAAAGGCCAUGAAGGUGAUACCCACGAUUUGGCGAGCAAGAUACUACAGCCCUAUUUCACCAAUUUCACCAAUUUCACCACCGAUUUCACAGCCUAUUUCACCAAUUUCACCAAUUUCACAACCGACUUUACAGCCUAUUUCACCACUUUCACCAAUUUCACAACCGACUUCACAGCCUAUUUCACCAAUUUCACAACCGACUUCACAGCCUAUUUCACCACUUUCACCAAUUUCACAACCGACUUCACAGCCUAUUUCACCACUUUCACCAAUUUCACAACCGACUUCACAGCCUAUUUCACCAAUUUCACCAAUUUCACAACCGACUUCACAGCCUAUUUCACCACUUUCACCAAUUUCACAACCGACUUCACAGCCUAUUUCACCACUUUCACCAAUUUCACAACCGAUUUCACAGCCUAUUUCACCACUUUCACCAAUUUCACAACCGACUUCACAGCCUAUUUCACCAAUUUCACCAAUUUCACCACCGAUUUCACAGCCUAUUUCACCAAUUUCACCAAUUUCACCACCGAUUUCACAGCCUAUUUCACCAAUUUCACCAAUUUCACAACCGACUUCACAGCCUAUUUCACCAAUUUCACCAAUUUCACAACCGACUUCACAGCCUAUUUCACCACUUUCACCAAUUUCACAACCGACUUCACAGCCUAUUUCACCACUUUCACCAAUUUCACAACCGAUUUCACAGCCUAUUUCACCACUUUCACCAAUUUCACAACCGAUUUCACAGCCUAUUUCACCACUUUCACCAAUUUCACAACCGACUUCACAGCCUAUUUCACCAAUUUCACCAAUUUCACAACCGAUUUCACAGCCUAUUUCACCACUUUCACCAAUUUCACAACCGACUUCACAGCCUAUUUCACCAAUUUCACCAAUUUCACAACCGACUUCACAGCCUAUUUCACCACUUUCACCAAUUUCACAACCGACUUCACAGCCUAUUUCACCAAUUUCACCAAUUUCACAACCGACUUCACAGCCUAUUUCACCACUUUCACCAAUUUCACAACCGAUUUCACAGCCUAUUUCACCACUUUCACCAAUUUCACCACCGAUUUCACAGCCUAUUUCACCACUUUCACCAAUUUCACAACCGAUUUCACCACUUUCACCAAUUUCACAACCGAUUUCACCACUUUUGAUAAUUAG